AUGAUUUCUGGUUCCCAGAAAAGUCCAAGGACUCUAUCCAAAUCCCUUGUGAGACAGGGGAAUAUCGCUUCUCCUCUGACUAUGUCAGAAAACUUCCAGAAUAUCUAUUUACCAGCCACAGUGAGAGCCCAGCAGCUCUCGGUUCCUGUGGUGAGCAAUGCACCUUCCCUAACAGGAAGUGUGUACGCACUCACCAGAGCCUCUGCACCAGCCAUCACCUCAGCAUGGCUCCUACCACCAGGCUCUGGGGCUGUUCUCCAGCCACUCCCCCGUAGUGCCUACCUUUACCAACAUCCUGGCACAAACACGUUGGCCGGGUUCCCGGGCCCCAGCCUCCUCUCCAUGUCAGCUGCCCCCUCUGCAGGUGCUUUUGAGUGGCAGUCCUCAAGAAGCGCCGGGGGCAGAACAUCUUCACUUGGGCCUGCCAUGGUGACAAUCCUCGAUCAGGGCACCUCAGGUCCUUCAAUGUCUAUGGCAGCCCAGUAUGGUGAGACUUCCUGUGCCAAUACCACUGUGGCCGGGGAGGCAGUCAGGUCUAUUACAAUGAUCCAAACACCCCGAACCUUUGGAUGUGUGGGGAAGUUGGACCCUGCCUGCAGUCCUACGUCUCUGGGAGACAAGGAGGUGGUGGGGCCUGUGCCCCCGCAACCAGAAAUUAUGAUGCUGGUGAGGGAGAUGCCCCCCACAAGUGUCCCUUCAGCGCUUCCCAUCUCUGCCGUCUCCUAUUCUGCGCCUGCUCAGUGCACCUCGAGAACGAGCCGUCAAGCGAUGGCAGAUUCUCAGGGCUUGGAUGCUAACCUGACACUGGAAACAUCCCUGGGAAUGCUAACUGAAAGCCAGACAUUCUGCCUGCCACAAACGUCACAACUUGCCAAAUCCUGCACAUUGGAGAGUAAGCCAGCAUCUGAGUGUUGGGACAUUUCCGAAUCUCCAGUUCAAAGCCCUUCUCGCUUCCUGGCCUUGCCUCCUGCUCCACGUGCUAAACAAGCAGACAAUACGAUUUUGGAUGCUAUUCAAACUGAGAUCGCACAACCUCUGGGUGCCUACCAGACUUCAAAAGAUGAGCAAGAAGAUCCUGUACUCCUCCCGUUACAAAUGCCCAAUACCUGUGACAUCCGUUCCCCCACUGAAUCGGUGAGCCCAGGGAACACUCCUGGUUCCCAAAAUGCCCACUUGGGAGAGAACUGCCAAAGUUUCAAGGACAAGUGGGCACUGGAGGGAGGACUGGAAUCUAACAGAGGUUCUGAAGACCUGAGAAUUCUGGGGGAAGAUGUCUGGCUUGCCCAGCCCUUCAGCCCUGUGACCGAUACUGACUUUCCAGCACCAACUAAGCCCCAAAUUCCAGGAAGCACAGAGGCGAAGAGGGAGGAAAAGGAGAAAGUGUCUGACUUAAGGGACGAAGCUCCCAAGGCCAAAUUGCAGCGCCAGGACCCAGAGGGCCAGGCGGAGGGAGAGGAGGGAGAGGUGCUUGUUGGCAGUGCUACAGCCAGUGGCAGGGCUCCCGACAUCACAGCCAAGCAUUCCCUCCACAGAGCUCAGAAAGCCACACCCAGCAGGCCCAAGAAAGCUCAGGGCCCUGGCCAUGAAAGGCCCAGAAGGCCCAGAGCAAGGAAGUCCAAGACAUGUGAAGAGCAAAAGACGGCAGGGGGCAAGGCGAAAGCAGAAGAGAAGCCGCCCAGCCCCAGGGCCAAGAGGAGGAAGGGCCAUCCACCUGAGCUCUGCCAAGAGUUCUUUAAAAAGCCUCGCAGCUCCCUGGGCAUGCACAUGCUGGAGUCAGUGCAGGUCUUCCACGCCCUGGGGAAGAAGAUGGAGCCGAAAACAGGGCUCUCUUCCUGCCGGGCUCUGGGCAACACACGCUGCACCACAGAGCCCAGACCAUCCCCAGGCCUCCAAACCGGGCUGCGGAUCCCAUGCCAGGAGACAGGGACUGAGCAAACCCAAGGCAAAGGCCAGAAACCAGAGGGCAGUGUUGGCACAGAGCGGCGUUCUCCCUCCCAGUGUGAGCUGCCCCCACCUGGGAAGGUCAAGUUAGUGCCUUUGCCCUUUCUUAGCAUGGACAAGCCCCAAGCUCGCCUUGCUCCUAGGAGGCCACACUCCCUGGCUUCACAGAGGGCCCCGGCACCUGACCCUGCCAGGCCUCCAUCGAACCCUGCUCAGCCGCCUGCAGUCAAGCCAUCACAAGCAGCUCCUGCCAGCACAACUUUCACUGCUGGGCCAGUUUCCAGCAGUCUCCCCAGACCAGGCUUCAACCACCCUACCCAGCAUGGGGUCUCUCAGUCUGUUGCCUGUAGGCCAGCUCCCUACAAGACCUCAUCCUGCACUUCUCUGCACAAGGAGCCUGUUUCCACUGCACCGACCAAGGUCCACUCACUUCCCAACGCAAACACCCAGUAUCUCUUGGAAGACUUCAGCCGCCAGCCAAUACCAUGGAGGAAAGUCGAUUUUCCAGGGCCAGUUGAGUCCACCCCCAUCACAGAUGAGCAGAGGCCAGAGCGCGAGGCCAUGAAGAGGAGGGCUCAGCGGGAGCGUGAGAACGCGGCCCAGUACACUGCCCUGGGCAGAGUUCAGUACUUUGUUCAGAGGGAAAGGGACAUGGAAAUUUCUGAAUAUUAUGGGUAUAUGAUCUAA
Molecule: messenger RNA, 2628 nt
Organism: Jaculus jaculus (lesser Egyptian jerboa)
Lineage: Eukaryota; Metazoa; Chordata; Mammalia; Rodentia; Dipodidae
Exons: 5
Coding region: 1-2628 (875 amino acids)
Source: RefSeq, a predicted model, not a curated record